Messenger RNA from Pochonia chlamydosporia 170, 4176 nucleotides. Its product is annotated as peroxisomal biogenesis factor 6. Gene Ontology annotation, biological process: protein import into peroxisome matrix. The transcript is spliced from 3 exons. Gene Ontology annotation, cellular component: peroxisomal membrane; cytosol. Lineage: Eukaryota; Fungi; Ascomycota; Sordariomycetes; Hypocreales; Clavicipitaceae. The record is from RefSeq and is a predicted model, not a curated record. Bases 1 to 4176 code for a protein of 1391 amino acids. Gene Ontology annotation, molecular function: ATP binding; ATP hydrolysis activity.
AUGGCUGUAACAGACGGGAAAAGGGCCACGUCCCGGAAACACGCGAUCCGCAGGCGACGACAAGAUAAACCAGCCAUAUCGGCAAGACUCAUCCUGGACGAUCACAUAAAGAACGAUGUCGGCAUACUCUCGGAAGACCUCUUCUCCGAUCUCUUUCCAUACCUCCAAGGCAGCUCCGAAGACGACCUGCCGGACCAGGUUCACCACGUUGCGCUGUCUCCAUGGGCUCCCAACGCUGCCCCUGCUGAGAUGGCUUGGUCCAUAGUUCCUGUGGUGCGAUCCUCUUCGUUGGCACAUUCUACCGUGCAAUUUUCCCCGUCGUCAUCAGCCUUGCAGAGCUUUGCCGUGGCAUUGCAAGAAGUUGCGCCAUCCAAGUUGUCCAGUCAUAGCCGAAGCGGCAUAGAAAUAUUGGUUCUGGACGUCGCUCCUGUACCUCUUGAAACCGUCUUCGUCAGCUUAGAGAGCGAGUCAACUAAACGGUUAGAGAAUGGCGAAGGCACGUUCUUCAAAGAACACCCGUCCAGCCCAAGAGGAAAGAACAUUGCGAACAUGAGCGCCGAAGAGAGGCUCACGUUUGCGAUUCGAACUUCUCUAAGCAGUCUUAAAGUUGCGCAUGCGGGCGACUUGUUUGCUCUACCGUUGGCACCUCAUCAUGUCACCCACGUGCCACCAAACCCAGGAAAAAUCAUGCUAUGCGAGCCAGUAGCUCAAGGGAUUCUAACGGACACGACAAAAAUCGUUCUCAUGCGCGGGAGACAUACGAAACACGGCCGAGGGCUCGCGUCCAUAGGCACCGGCCAUCGACUUAAUGGUGUAGGCGAGGAGGACGAGGACGGCAAUACCGACCAGUUUUUCUCGGCGGCUGAAGAGCGUUAUCGAACCGAUGCGAAAGCGGACGAAACUGUGACCGAAACCGAGACGGAAUUUUCGGCAACGGAACAAGAAGAUGAGUUGUCUGACGAUUCAAUGGAUGAAAUGAUCACUCUAGAAACCCCAACGCUCCCUACUACCAACGUGAGUGGACUCGGCACAAUGCAACCUGGGACUCCAAUGACGAUUGGAACGCUCCGUGGAAGAAAAACCAACGGGGCUGCAACACCUGGAUCAAUAUUUUCCAAUUUCACUUCAGCCACAGCUCGACCAGAUCGACCACGGGGCCGACUGUUUAAAGCGCAUGGCCUUGUGAAGCCCAUUCCAUCUGAUCUGUUGCAUCCCAAGCCGGCUCCAGAAGACGACGAAGAGGCGCGGAUAUACGUUGAUAUGAGCUCUUUGCCAAAGAUUGGUUGCUUUUCGGGUGAUUGGGCGAGAAUUGAAGUGGCCGAGGAGCCGCCAUUGAACGGAUUCGGUGCGUUUGGAUUAGGAAGCUUUGGCAAUGUGGAAGCCGAGGUGUCAAACUGGCGCCCUGUCAGAGUCUAUGGUCUACCAGAAGGAUACUCUCAGCGACCGGUUACUCGCAUCCCUAGUUCCAGAGCAGGCGAAAGGAGGAUGUCCUUCUUUGAAUCACAAGUUCAGCGGCCGACCAGCCCUGUAGCAUACGCAUCACCGCUUUUGCUUGCCAAUCUAGACGAUGCUACACAUUUACGCAUCGCGGCUCUCAAACGAUCAGCCUAUCAAGGGAAAGGCACGCUUCCUCGCUUUACCAGUGCAUCGCACCCACCAUACGCAAAAGACAUUGCCAUUCACCAUAUCCGCACGCCAAUCUCGGCUGAAAGGUCGUACCAGACUGCCGUGCUAGGUGGGUUGAAACGAUAUUUUGCUCAGAAAAUUCGCCUAGUCCGAACUGGAGAUUUGAUCGCGGUACCAGUAGAUGCUCAACUGGGGCGAGCGCUACAAGAAGCAACAGGCGUGGGAGGUUCAGAGGUAGAUGACGUGAUGGCAUUGACAGCUGGUGAGACCACGCCGGGGCAACCGUCGACUCGUAUUGAUGGCGUUGCUUGGUUCAAAGUUGGACACAUACAAAUUCAAAAAUCUGACGAGGAUGAAGAUGGGACGGCUGAGGCGCUCUGGGGUUCUGUUGCAUGCAUUGACAGCUCAACUGUAGGCAUGCACGGAUCAGGGUUCGAGACGAGCCGCAUACCGGGAAUGGGCCAGAGCUCUUGGCCGUAUUACCUGGGGCUGAAGAAACCUCCGAGGAGGUCGUCCGAUGCCAGUCAACUGGCUGUAUCAGAUCAGAAGGAAAAGUUCGUGUCACCGCUGAGACGGCAACUUCGAGAGCUGCUUGCUGCAGGGACCAGCCCUAGGGCAAUUCACCUCAAAAUGCCGCCAAUUGCAAUUUUGUUGACCUCCACGCACCGUAACAUUGGUAAAGCUACUCUGGCAACAGCAGCCUGCGCUGAUAUUGGUCUUCAUACGUACACCAUCGAUGCCUAUGAUAUAUUGAGUGAAGGCGGUGGAAGUGGAAGCGAUGUAAAAACUGAAGGAUUCCUUCGAACACGGGCAGAGAGAGCGAUUAGCUGCGGCCCGGACUGCUGUGCUCUUCUUAUCCAGCAUAUCGAGGCACUUACAGCCGAUAGGAUCGAGGCUACGAUGAAGGAGAUUCUGGAGGACACUAGGGUUCUAAUCGCUACGACCAACGAAGUCGACCAAGUACCAGAUGGCGUCCGAGCCUUAUUCACGCACGAAUUGGAGAUGGGUGCACCUGACGAGUCAGAGCGCGAGGCCAUUCUGAGAAAUGUCGUGGACGACCGAGGUGUCACUCUCGAGCCGACGAUUGACUUGAACUCAAUUGCACUAAAAACCGCUGCUUUGGUUGCUGGCGACUUGGUCGAUGUUGUUGAGCGGGCAUCCUUGGCCCAAUACGCCCGCCUCGAAUCACUUUCCUCAAAAAAUACACAUGAUGGUGCUGUCGUAACUGUCCGAGACGUUCAAGUUGCUGGAGGUCCUCUGGCACGAUCUCUUACAGCUGCUGACUUUGAUGUUGCCGUUGAGGCUGCUCGCAAGAAUUUCUCUGAUUCUAUCGGCGCACCCAAGAUUCCCAACGUCACCUGGGACGAUGUCGGUGGUCUCAGCAAUGUCAAGGAUGCGGUAACCGAGACAAUCCAGCUGCCAUUGGAGCGCCCUGAACUGUUCGCUAAGGGCAUGAAGAAGAGGUCAGGCAUCCUUUUCUACGGUCCUCCUGGCACCGGUAAGACAUUGUUGGCAAAAGCCAUCGCCACAGAGUACAGCCUCAACUUUUUCAGCGUCAAAGGACCAGAACUGCUGAACAUGUACAUUGGUGAGUCGGAAGCCAAUGUACGAAGAGUGUUUCAACGUGCACGAGACGCACGCCCUUGCGUCGUGUUCUUUGACGAGUUGGACUCCGUCGCGCCAAAGAGAGGUAAUCAGGGCGACAGCGGUGGUGUUAUGGAUCGUAUUGUGUCUCAGCUUCUGGCUGAACUUGACGGCAUGUCUGGCGGAGACGACGCUGGUGGUGUGUUCGUCGUUGGUGCGACCAACAGACCAGACCUUCUGGACCCUGCCCUCCUCCGCCCAGGUCGUUUUGACAAGAUGCUUUAUCUCGGGGUAUCUGAUACGCACGAGAAGCAGCAAACCAUCCUGGAAGCAUUGACGCGAAAAUUCACCCUUCAUCCCACAGUCUCGCUGCGAAAUGUUGCCCAACAGCUUCCAUUUACGUACACUGGCGCCGAUUUCUAUGCCUUGUGCAGCGAUGCCAUGCUCAAAGCAGUUACACGGCAAUCAUCUGCCGUGGACGCCAAAGUCCGUGCCAUCAAUGCUGAGCGCGCAGGCAAAUCUCAGAUUUCCACUGCAUACUUCUUCGACCAUUUCGCAACCAAGGAAGAUAUCGCAGUCAUGGUUACUGAGGCAGAUUUCUUGGCUGCCAAUGACGAGCUUAUUCCAAGUGUAAGUGCUGGCGAACUAGCCCAUUACGAAAAAGUUCGUGCGACAUUUGAGGGUAGCCGGGAUAAGCAGCCCAAACCCAGUACUGCAACGCUGGACCACAGACCAUCGUCAGCAUCAAGUAAAGGCAAGAUGAGCGCAAAAUCUUACGGGAAGUUGCCCGCGUCCAACAAGGGCAAAGGCAAAGCUAUAGCGGCAGAUAUGGAUAGCGACGACGAAUAUGAUGAGGACUCAGAUGCAACGCCCAGUGGCGCCGUUAAUGGUCGGUCAAAGGGCAAGGGAAAGGCGGUCAUGGGGUUUCAAGAUGGGACUGCCAGUGAUGAUGACGGGUUGUACUAA